AUGGCUCUACGCAACUUGGUCUCUAAAUUCGGUACGUUCAAGUCUUUCUCGAUAUAUAUUCAACCCUUUGGACGUCUUAUUCUACUAUAUACGCAGAAGAGAUCUUGCUUGGCAACCCGACUCCCGCCAGAGAUUCUCCUAGACAUAUUCGAGUAUCUUCCUCGGCACGGCCCCAAAUACUGGUCUGGAAUAGAUGACCCAGCUACCGUCACCUGGAACAUUGCCCUUGUCUGUCGGGGUUGGCACGGAGCAGCUACAGAGUUCCUCUACCACUCCAUCUGUCUCACGACAGCCAAGUCGGUGCAGGGACUUUGCCGGACACUUCAGAUACAACCCAGCCUCCGCUCUCUGAUCAAGGUCAUCACCUUGCCCACUCGAGGUCCUGGGCGAAUUCCAUCACCGAUAGUAACCAUCUUCGCUCGGGUCAUCAACAUGAUUGACUCAUUGGAGAGGGUCGAUAGCCCUGUAGACUAUCUACCAUCUGGCACCUAUGAGGGUUGGACCGGGUCGGAAGAGGUGUUCCCUCUUGCACCAGGAAAGCAUCGCAACAUAUCUCACCUGGCUAUUUUCGGAGACAAUUAUCAUAAAGGAAGAUUUGAUCGGCAAGUUACGUCCUUUCAUAACCUUCGGGUCUUAGAGUUGAGCGCCAUCCGAUUGAGCUCCCCCGUGGACCCGCAGACGACACCAAUUCUCAAUUCUUUGGAACGGAUCAUAAUCUCCUACUUCAACAAUCUACCAUACCUGGACGAAUGGCUGUUGGCAUGCCCUCGCUUACGAGUGGUGGAUCUCAUCCGUCUGCCCGCGCCUAACCCGGUGCCCAAGAUUCUUGCAUGCGGAAGAAUUACCCACAUGGGUAUCUCAGAGUGUUGGCAGUGGUCUGAAGAGUCGACGCGCUGGUUCAGAACCUACACACGAUUCAAGAGCCUCGACAUAUCAAAGGAUACUCUCCUCUGUCAUCUAGACAAAUUCCCGCGUCCCCUGGACACCAUGCGUAUACGAUUCAGGACGUCGGAACAUCUGCCACCAGCGCAACUUCAGCAGCACUUUGAAGCGAACCCUGGCCUCAAGAACCUCAUACUCCGGUUUGAUGAGGCAAACGAGCGUAUGGUAUACCUCAAGUCCGAUUUUAUCUUGGUUUGUAAUCAGCAUGAGGUAGCCAUCUCGUUUGAGAUUUCCUCAUUUGUUGAGCGAUCCAAUGUUUCGGUAUAUUACCCCCAAACACGUUGGAGAGAGCUGCGGAAGACGCUGAAGAAGCCGCUUGACCGACGAUCUGAAAUAGAACGUAUCGUUGAUACGUGGGAUCACCCGUUCAAGUGA
Molecule: messenger RNA, 1317 nt
Organism: Serendipita indica DSM 11827
Lineage: Eukaryota; Fungi; Basidiomycota; Agaricomycetes; Sebacinales; Serendipitaceae
Source: the annotation of a GenBank genome assembly